Funneliformis geosporum is the source of this 335-nucleotide messenger RNA. The record is from the annotation of a GenBank genome assembly. NCBI's taxonomy places the organism in Eukaryota, Fungi, Glomeromycota, Glomeromycetes, Glomerales, Glomeraceae.
AGAAUAUUACCGUGGUUUAGAAGACCGCUUAAGCACAAUGAAAUUGUACUUUCAUUAUAUUUACAUAUAGCCGAUAGUAUUAAAAAUACAGGCCAUGUUGAACAUCUUGCAUAUUCCAAUAGUGAUAAAGACUUUUAUUUUCCAUCCAAGAAGCAUAUACUCAGCCAGUCUGAAUUGAAAAAGAUAAAGGAACAUUUUUCUGCUUCUUAUGACGUUAGAGGUAGAACACUUAAGGAACAAGAUAUGGAUGGUUACGGACAAAAAAUAGGCAUUAUAUUGGAUCUAAAUGGAUUAGAAGAAAUCAAGGCUGGGCCUGAAUUAAUUAUUCAAUUAUG